This is a messenger RNA of Myotis myotis, 5539 nucleotides long. RefSeq names its product TBC1 domain family member 5 (gene TBC1D5). Lineage: Eukaryota; Metazoa; Chordata; Mammalia; Chiroptera; Vespertilionidae. Gene Ontology annotation, molecular function: GTPase activator activity. The record is from RefSeq and is a predicted model, not a curated record. The coding region runs from base 524 to 3016 and encodes 830 amino acids. The transcript is spliced from 26 exons. Gene Ontology annotation, biological process: activation of GTPase activity.
UCACGUGGCCGCUGGUCGCCGCCGCCACCCUUCCCGCCCUGUUCUCUUUCUGGUCGGGCCGGCCGGUCCCGCGAGCGCCCGGCCGAGACUGAGGGAGAGAGAGAGAGAAAGAGGAGGGGAGGAGGAGGAUUCAGGGAGUAGGAGCUGGGGAGCCCUUCUGCGCCACAGAAAAUUUCCAAAGACUUGGUGAAGGAAGACUUUGUGGAUGAAGAAGACUUUUCUGAUAGGAAAACAAUCAAAAGCUGUAGCACUAUUAUACUACCUCAUCAACCCCUUUGACCCAAAGGAAUUUGCCGAUUUUCCAGCAGCUUAGUUGAAGAACUCUGCUGAUCUAUAUUUCCUGAUUCUUCGUUACUUCAAAUUUCCAACUAAGACUUGUAUUCAGAGAACUUUGUUAUACCGAGCCUGAGGAAUUCUUUGACACAUAACAAGAGCAUGCAUUUUCAAGUGUCAGUUAGGUUUGUGGAUCACUAAAGUUCUUCUAAAAGGGAGUCUCUUUUGCUGACACCAUCCAGUUUUCAUAAUGUAUCAUUCCUUGUCUGAAACUAGACAUCCUCUGCAGCCAGAAGAACAAGAAGUGGGCAUUGACCCCUUGUCUAGCUACUCAAACAGGACUGGAGGGGACUCAAAUAAAAAUGGAAGAAGAACAAGUUCUACUUUAGAUUCUGAUGGGACUUUUAAUUCCUAUAGGAAAGAAUGGGAGGAACUCUUUGUAAACAACAAUUAUUUGGCAACAAUAAGGCAGAAGGGGAUUAAUGGGCAGCUGAGAAGCAGCAGGUUCCGCAGCAUUUGCUGGAAGCUAUUUCUUUGUGUUCUUCCUCAAGAUAAAAAUCAGUGGAUAAGUAAAAUUAAAGAAUUAAGAGCAUGGUAUAGCAACAUCAAAGAAACACACAUCACCAACCCACGGAAGGUCGUUGGCCAGCAAGACCUGAUGAUCAAUAAUCCCCUUUCACAGGAUGAAGGGAGUCUUUGGAAUAAAUUCUUCCAAGAUAAAGAACUCCGAUCGAUGAUUGAACAAGAUGUCACAAGAACGUUUCCUGAAAUGCAGUUUUUCCGACAAGAAAAUGUGAGAAAAAUUCUUACAGAUGUUCUUUUCUGUUAUGCUAGAGAAAACGAGCAGUUGCUUUAUAAACAGGGCAUGCAUGAGCUGUUAGCGCCUAUAGUCUUUAUCCUCCACUGUGACCACCAAGCUUUUCUUCAUGCCAGCGAGUCUGCUCAACCAAGUGAGGAAAUGAAAACGCUGUUGAACCCUGAGUAUCUGGAACAUGAUGCCUAUGCGAUGUUCUCACAACUUAUGGAAACUGCUGAACCUUGGUUUUCUACUUUCGAGCAUGAUAGUCAAAAGGGGAAAGAAACACUGCUAACUCCUAUCCCCUUUGCUAGACCACAGGACUUAGGGCCGACAGUUGCUAUUGUUACUAAAGUCAACCAAAUCCAGGAUCAUCUACUGAAGAAGCAUGAUAUUGAGCUCUACAUGCACUUGAACAGACUAGAAAUUGCACCACAGAUAUAUGGGUUGCGGUGGGUGCGGCUGCUGUUUGGGCGAGAGUUCCCCCUGCAGGACCUUCUGGUGGUCUGGGAUGCCUUGUUUGCUGAUGGCCUCGGCCUGGGCUUAGUGGAUUACAUCUUCAUAGCCAUGUUACUCUACAUCCGAGAUGCUUUGAUCUCUAGUAACUACCAGACCUGUCUCGGCCUUCUAAUGCAUUACCCAGUGAUUGGGGAUGUACACUCACUGAUCCUUAAGGCUCUGUUCCUUCGAGAUCCAAAGAGAAAUCCAAGACCAGUGACUUAUCAAUUCCAUCCAAAUUUAGAUUAUUACAAAGCACGGGGAGCAGACCUUAUGAAUAAAAGCCGGACCAAUGCCAGAGGUGCUCCCCUGAAUAUAAAUAAGGUCUCCAAUAGCCUGAUUAAUUUUGGAAGGAAGUUGAUUUCCCCAGCAACAGCCCCAGGCAGUACCAGUGGCCCUGUUUCCGGAGGCAGUGGUGGCAGUACCUCCACUGCUGUGGGUCCCCCCAGAACCCUGGCAGAGAUCCCCCGGCAUCAUUUGCAGCAGCAGCAGCAGCAGCAGCAGCAGCGGCUGAUGAAAUCGGAAAGCAUGCCAGUGCAAUUGAACAAAGGUGUCCUGCUGAGCUGCGGCACCGAGCAGUCCACAGGUGAUGUAGUUACAGGAAGCAAUGCUCAGGUUUCUGUUCCUGUCCAGACUCUAACUGACCUCCAAGGACAAAGUUCUAAAAACAUCAGUUCAUCUCCAAGCAUUGAGAGUUUGCCUGGAGGAAGAGAAUUCACUGGCUCCCCACCUUUGUCUGCUACUAAAAAGGAUUCCUUCUUCAGCAACAUCUCCCGUUCCCGCUCACACAGCAAAACAAUGGGCAGAAAAGAGUCUGAAGAAGAAUUAGAAGCCCAAAUUUCCUUCCUUCAAGGACAGUUGAAUGACCUGGAUGCCAUGUGCAAAUACUGUGCGAAGGUGAUGGACACUCAUCUUGUAAAUAUUCAAGAUAUGAUAUUACAAGAAAAUUUGGAAAAAGAAGAUCAAAUUCUGGUUUCGCUGGCAGGAUUGAAACAGAUCAAAGACAUUCUUAAAGGUUCCCUGCGUUUCAACCAGAGCCAGCUGGAAGCCGAGGAGAAUGAGCAGAUCACCAUCUCAGACGACCACUACAGCGGUCAGGGCCAAGGCCAGGGCCACAGUGGCCAGCUGCCCGGGGCCACCAAGCAGGCCUCUUCGGAAGCACCCGUGCACGCGGAUGAAGGGAGCUCAGAGGACUUCAUCCUGGUUUCCAAAGAGGACGGGGGAGGCAGUGCCAGGGCGCCCCUCUCCGGCCAGGCCCAGCCGCUCCGCACCCUCAGAAGCACAUCUGGGAAGGGCGAGGGCCUGGCCCGCUUCCCGCUGGUGUUCUCCGACCCUCUGAUGGGCCCGGCCUCGGCCUCCUCCAGCAACCCCAGCUCCAGCCCUGACGACGACAGCAGCAGCAACAGCAAGGACUCCGGCUUCACCAUUGUGAGCCCCCUGGACAUCUGACACAGAGCCCAGCCGUCCCCCUCAGCAGCCUCAAGGCCCAGCUGAGGCCCCCCCAGCGGAGACCCCUCUGAAACCAGCGCUUCUUUCCCAGCAUGCAAUGUGGCAUCAGAGCCACCCAUCAGAACCUUCAGAGAAAAGCAAAUGGCGCCGCAGAGCAUACAGACUGAUGGUCACCAGGAUGCAGACAGGGCUUUAGGCUCAUCCCUAACCCCUCCCCACCCCCUCCCUGAGGUAGAACUGGGUUAAGGGUCCAGUUCCACACUGUUCUGUGCUCCCCAACGAUGGUGUGGCAACUCCACCUCUUAUACCCAGAGGAAGAAGAGUUGGUUUCCAGUCUUCCCUCCCUCAGAGCAUCCGGGAGAGAAAACAGAUGGAGAGAAAAGAGAUAGAUAGCAAGGACACUCUCUCCCUGGAAAGCUGUCUCAGCCGAUUUCCUUUCUCCCUUGGGCUCUCAUACGACAAAGCCCGAUGCACCAGAAAGGGACCAGGGUCCCGGGGCUGGAAGAAAACAUUACUGACCUCUCAGUAGUUCCAGUGAUCUUUAGAAACGGGGUCUGAACUUACGGCUCAGUUAGGUGUGAUGAGUUUAGGUUUUUUCAUUGUUAAAGAAUGCGUUUCCAGGCCUCCAGCCAGAUCCCUCUGGCCAUCCCUGCCCUCCUCACACAAUCAUGCUUCACCUGCGAAAACAAGGUCGCCGUGAGCAGGCCUGCCCUGGGGACUGGCUCUCCGGGCUCCUCUGAGACGGCGAGGCCUCUGGCAGUGGGUGCUUUCCUGGCAACAGACACCCUUCCCAUCCCGCCACCGUGACCAUGAUUCCUCUACACAACUGUGAUGGCAGGCCCUCCCACUCCCGCUCCAGAAAAUGGUGGACUCGCGAGCCAGAGGGGCUUCUAAUGGCUCUGCAGUUAGUCCUUAAACUCUAGCAGGGACAUCUAGCACACAGCCUGCAGGGUGAAUGGUACUCCAGGUUGUGAGAUGCGCUGAUUAGCACGGCCCAGCCUGCGUGGUCCGCUCAGCGCCUGUGGGGGUGACUCGCUGAGUAGGUUGCUGCAGUGUCCCCUUAAUACUUCCUGAGCCCCCGAGGUCCCGUGGUGAGGGGCCUUGCCGCUGUGCAGGACCUGGCUGGGAAGGUUCUAGAGGGCGGCGCUGUCCUUGCUGGGCCCGUGGAGCUGGCUGUCUCCUGGCGGCAGAGCAGGGUCGUCUGCUUACUUUCAGCAUUUCUUCUGCCUGAGAGCCAGAGUCAUGAGAGCAGUGUCACUGGCCCCACAGCGGCCACCGGACACCACCCCUCCGAGAAGCUCUGGGCUGGUUCCUACACCAAGGUCACUGAGACCUUAGCCCUGCCAGACGCAGGCGGGUCCUCCAUUCCGGGCUUCCAUGUCGGUGCCACACGAGAGCCAUCGGGGUCCCUCAGAGGCAUUGCUUCUGUGGCCCCAACAAACUGCUCACGCCUCAGAGGAAGGAAACCCAUGGGGAGGGGAGGUGCAGACAUAGCCACCCUCAAACUCCCAUAGGUUUAUGGGGUCUUACCUUUUUUAAGUGACUUGUUUUUAUUCUUCAUAAUUGAGCAUUGUUUGCAUUUUUAUUAGUUACAGUGCUGUUAAAGAAUUUAUGUUCCUUUUUAUUAUUUCAUCAGGUACUUAGGUGUAAUGGCACAAUUUUAAAAUCCCGAAUAUAUAUUUUUUUCUUUAACAAAUGUGAUAAUCAUUGCAACCCUCUUGUGUUUUGAUCAUCAGCAGUUAAAUUUUAUAUACAUAAAGCUUAGAUUAAUUCUCAUUGUCAUCUACCUUUUUUAUACAUGCCCCUCCCUAUGUUCAUGCAUUCCUCUCGGAUCAUUGAGGAAUCUGAGUGAGGUUACAUGUGGACCUUACCCGUGGAGUUACAGCUUAGGGAAAGGAAGUCGUGAUGACCCUGCCUCACCUUGUGUGGCUGCCAAGGGGUCAUACAGACUCCGAACUCUUCGUUAUACUGGACUCUACGGAGAUGGCCUCCGCUCACGGCAGUCAGUGAGAACGAAUGUGACUAACAGUAAACCCAGCCUCCCCUGCAUACAACUGAGCAGGAUCUCGUACAUCAUUGGGGGGGGGGGGGGGGGGUGAUUGUUCACCAUUAACAAGAAGUAGACGACAAACGGUUACAAAAUUCUGUGGCAGUUCUAUUGUCUCCUAAUGAUAACCUGCCAGAGUGAACCCAAAUUUAUUCUUUUUGUUUCUAUUGUAUUGUUUCUUUAAAAGCCACCCCAGGGGUCAUUACAGAACAAGAGUGGAUGGAGGACACGCGGAGUGGCUGUCCUGUGGAGCCCGCCACAGCCGCGCCAUCCUCCUCCCGCAGAUGUGCAUCUGCCCCGGCCCCACACAGGGCCGGGUCCGUGGGGCGGGAGAGGCGGCCGGAUGAAUUGGGGCAGCAGCUGGCAAGCCAGGCUUCCUUCUCUCAGGCCAAAACCCUUCCUCGGUAUUCCUUUCAGAAGCUCUUUUUAUCGUGUUAAAAUGAGAUAUAAGGUUCCUAUAAACAGGAUUGAACCAC